Molecule: messenger RNA, 618 nt
Organism: Caenorhabditis remanei
Lineage: Eukaryota; Metazoa; Nematoda; Chromadorea; Rhabditida; Rhabditidae
Exons: 3
Coding region: 1-618 (205 amino acids)
Source: RefSeq, a predicted model, not a curated record
AUGCGUCUCGAAUUGACAAUCCUGGUGGUACUAGCUGUCUACAGUGCCGCUGCUCCAGUGAUGGGCGGUGAAAAGACAAUAAAACCCGACUACAAAGUAAUCAAAUACACAUUUACCCGUGACAACGACACUGACGUCAUGGACCAAGAACCCCCGAAUCUUCAACUGAUUCCUCUCGAUUUUCUGUGUGAAUUCUGUCAAGUGGUCAUAUUGAAAUUGAAGGAGAGACAAGCGACCGAGCAGGAUUUUGAGGAGAAAAUCCGUUCCGAAUGUCUCAACUCGACGGAGAACGACUCCAGCAGCCUCUGUGAUGUCAUCAACCGAGUGAAUCUAGAUCGUCUGAAGAAUGACGAUCCGAAAGAUAUCUGUGACAGUCAGGGAAUGUGUGUGGGCUCUGGAAAUUCUGGAAAUUCAAAAAAAGAGGAGACAGGACCGCCCGGCAUGACUCCGGAUCAGAAGUUGGGCGGUGGUGGGGGUGGAGACGCUCAGAAGACUCCAGAAGUCAAAAAUUCAGAAUCCCACGACGCCAAAGAUUCUGAAAUUGAGAAGCAUUUGACAAUUGACGAGAAGAGUGUGAAUACGACGUUACAUGUGGAGGAUAUUGCUCCGUAUAAUUAA